UCAUAACAUCAGUUCAGUUUAUUUACUGUAGCGUGUGGGCUAGAAUCAUAUUAAUUGCUCAUUUUUAACCUCUGACCAUUUAAAACACUAUACCUUGAUAACCGGUAAUUUGAAUCGAAGUUGAUAGUGAAUUGAAAUAACUCAUUUGUAGUAUUCAUUAGCAAAAUGCUAAAUUAUUCUAAAUCAAUGCUUCACUACAAUGUUGUGCUAUGCCAAGCUUUUUCACCAGAUGGAAAUUAUUUGGUAGCUGGAAAUAUAUAUGGUGAUAUAUCUGUGUUUGAUAUAUCCAUGGUUCUUGGACCACGACAGGAUGAUAGUAAUGAAUUGUUAAAGCCUAUGCAUCAGUUCAAGGCUUACCAGGACCAACAAGUCCAAAGUAUGGUAACAACUGAAAAUUUCUUAAUCACUGGAACAUGCGGAGAAAUUACUGGCUGGGAUUGGAAAGUUGUUAUUUCUAAAUCGCAAAAAGUUAAACCUUCUUGGACUAAACAAAUUCCAUCCAAAAAAGACAGUUUAGAAAAAUUAGAUGUCAAUUCUAUGGUUUAUGCAAAAGAAAAUCAGAUGGUUUACAUAGGUUGUGGAGAUAAUAAAAUUCACACUAUCAAUAUCAGCGAGGGAAAAAUAUUAAAUAGCUUCAGUGGUCAUACAGAUUUUAUUCACAGUAUUGCUCUACAUGGAAAGCAAUUGGCAUCUGGUAGUGAAGAUGGAACUGUGCGUUUAUGGGAUCUACGAAAUAAGGAGAAUACAAAUAUUUUAAAACCAUACUUAGAUAAUAAAGUUUCUAGGCCCAAAAUUGGAAAAUGGAUUGGAGCUGUUGAUUUCAACGAUGACUGGCUGCUUUGUGGAGGAGGGCCAAAAUUGUCAUUAUGGCAUCUCCGAACCAUGGAACCAGCUACUAUUUUUGAUCUUUCUGAUGAUGGUGUGCAUGUGGCAAAUACUUAUGAAGAUAGGGUUAUUGUUGGUGGAACAAUGCCUUACUUAUAUCAUCUGUCAUACCAAGGUGUUACAUUAGCUAAAAUUCCAGUUUCUAGUAAUACUAUUUACAGUGUAGUCUAUCAAGAGCAACCUCAUCAAUUUUUAUCCAUUGGAGGCUCAAGCAAUACAUUGGAUAUUUGUACUAACUUUAAUUAUCGUGAAUUAGUUUUAAAUUUUGCAUAAAAACUCUACAUUUAGAGUAAUAAUAUAAAAAUAAUGAUUAUUAAUACGGUUGAUCCAAAAUAUGACUGCUAUUAGCUAUAAUAUUAUCUGUAAGUAAUUUUCAUAAAAAUAUAAUUUUCACAAACUGAA
Molecule: messenger RNA, 1287 nt
Organism: Trichogramma pretiosum
Lineage: Eukaryota; Metazoa; Arthropoda; Insecta; Hymenoptera; Trichogrammatidae
Gene: thoc6
Product: THO complex subunit 6 homolog
Exons: 5
Coding region: 166-1158 (330 amino acids)
Biological process (GO): mRNA export from nucleus
Cellular component (GO): THO complex; transcription export complex
Molecular function (GO): protein binding
Source: RefSeq, a predicted model, not a curated record